Molecule: messenger RNA, 1434 nt
Organism: Hansenula anomala
Lineage: Eukaryota; Fungi; Ascomycota; Saccharomycetes; Phaffomycetales; Wickerhamomycetaceae
Gene: MIC60
Product: Mic60p
Exons: 1
Coding region: 1-1434 (477 amino acids)
Biological process (GO): cristae formation
Cellular component (GO): MICOS complex
Source: RefSeq, a predicted model, not a curated record
AUGUUUCGUUCCACAGUUGGUAAAACCGUUCUUAAUUUGACAUUGGCAACUACAGUUCUUUAUGGUGGUGGUGUUGCAUUAUCUUGUAAAAAUGAUGCUUUUAAUGAAUUAUUUACUGAUAAUGUUCCAUUAGCUGAAGAUAUUGUUGAUUAUAUUCAAUCAUUCCAAACUACUAAAAAAGAUUAUAAUAUUCAAAAUUUUAAAGAAAAAUUUGGUGAAUGGGAAAAAACUUUAGAUAUCCCUAAAUCAGGUAUUAUUUCUCAAAAAAUUGAAAGUCUUAAAGAAAAAGAAGCCAUUGCACCAAAGAAUGCUACAACUUCUUCAGAUCCAAAAUCCACCACUAGUACAAUUCAUGAUGGUGCACCAAGACCAAAAAUUGAGUUAUCUCCAAUAGAGUUGAAGGCAAAAGAUUCAAAUUUACAAAAAGUUAUUGGUGAAGUUAAUAGAAUAAUUUUACUAAUCAAUAAGGAUCAAUUAUCCAAAGAUGAACAUUUUGAUAAGAUUGUUGGAUUAAUUAAAGAUUUAGAUGAAAAUUUAGUUGUGUUACAAGAUGCUAAAGAUUCACAAGUGUCCAAACAAAUUCAAGAAGCUAUUUCCGUUAAGGAAAAUGAAGUUUUAAACUCUUUUACUAAUGAAUUUAAUAACAUUGUUGCUAGAAUUGAAAAAACUCAUGAAUCUAAAUUAAAUGAUGAAGUUUCCAAGGCAAAAGAAGUUAUUUCUAAACAAGCUGAAAACAUUAUCAAACAAAAUCAAAUUAAUACUAUUAAUGAAUUUACAAAUUUAAUUGAAGAUACUAUUUCAAAAGAGCGUGAAGGGAAAUAUGCCAAAUUUGAUGAAUUAAAUUCAAAAUUAACCACUUUACAAAACUUGGUUUUAACAAUUGAUGAACAUUUAAAUAAUUCUGAAUUAAAAUCAAGAUUACAAUUAAAUUUGAACAAAUUAAAGGCAAAAUUGACUUCAAAUUCAAAUGAAAAUUUAACUUUAGAAAUUGCAGAAUUAAACAAAUUAGCAAUUGAAUCUAAAAAUCAAGUUAUCUCUACAGCUAUUAAUUCAAUUGAUCAAGAAAUCAUCAAGAAUGGAUUAUUAACAAACUCUCAAUUAAUAACAAGAUUCCAUUUAUUAGUCCCAGAGCUAAGAUCAGCUGCAUUAUUACCACCAAAUGCAGGGUUAUUAGGUCAUUUAUCUUCAAUUUUAUUUUCUAAAUUUUUAUUAAGUAAAGAAGGUCAUGUUGAUGGUAAAGAUAUCGAAAGUGUUAUUGCCAGAGUUGAUAACUAUUUAGUUUCUAAUCAAUUGGAUAAUGCGGUUGAAGAAAUUGCUAAUUUGAAAGGUUGGAAUAGAAAAUUGGCAAAUGAUUGGUUAGUUGAAGGUAGAAGAAGAUUGGAAGUUGAAUUUUUAGUUAAUUUGAUUGAUUUGGAAAGUAGAACUUUGUUUUAA